GUAAUAUUAAAUUAGUUAUAUAGGCUCGGCUCUCCCCACAAGCACAUAAAUAAUUUUCAAUGGUCUUGGCUUCCCCUCUUUCCCCGUUUAUGUAAAAUCGUUGUUCCUAUGUGAGAGGACGGCGAAAACGAGAGAUACAAGUGUCAGGUCCUCCAUUGAGAGAGAGAGAGAGAGAGUGGUCCUGAUUCCUGAACCUCACCUUUUCCCUUAAAUAACAAGUCUCAAUUUCCCUGCUUUCCUCUCUUCACUCGCCGGAAAUGCAAGAAGCAGCAGCCUUGGGAAUGAUGGGUGGAGAACUGUCGGACCACCACCACCGUCAAGUGAAGGCGGAGAUAGCCACCCACCCACUUUACGACCAGCUUCUCGCUGCACACGUCUCAUGCCUCCGCGUCGCCACACCCAUCGAUCAGUUACCACUCAUCGACGCUCAGUUAUCGCAGUCCCACCAUCUCCUACGCUCCUACGCCUCCCUCCAUUCCCACUCCCUCUCUCCUCAUGACCGACAACAACUUGACAACUUCAUGACACAAUAUUUGAUUGUCUUGUGUUCCUUCAAAGAACAGCUUCAGCAACAUGUCAGAGUGCAUGCCGUGGAGGCUGUCAUGGCCUGCCGUGACAUUGAAAGUACCUUCCAAGCUCUGACAGGAGUGAGUUUGGGAGAAGGAACAGGUGCAACAAUGUCAGAUGAUGAAGAUGAUUUUCAGAUGGAUGGAUCUUUAGAUCAGUGUAGCGCUGAUGGGCAGGACAUGAUGGGAUUUGGUCCAUUACUUCCUACUGAAUCUGAAAGGUCACUCAUGGAAAGAGUUCGUCAGGAACUUAAGAUUGAACUCAAACAGGGUUUUAAGUCAAGAAUUGAAGAUGUUAGGGAGGAAAUAUUAAGAAAACGAAGAGCUGGGAAAUUACCAGGUGACACAACAUCGGUUUUAAAGGCCUGGUGGCAACAACAUGCUAAGUGGCCCUACCCAACUGAAGAUGACAAGGCAAAACUUGUGGAGGAGACAGGGUUGCAGCUGAAGCAAAUCAAUAACUGGUUCAUCAACCAAAGGAAACGCAACUGGCAUAGCAACUCUCAAUCGGUCACCUCUUUGAAGUCCAAGCGCAAGAGAGAGUAUUCCCACUAAGGAUUCCAGUCUGGUGCAGAAGAUUUAUAAUAGAUGGUGCCCUAUUACACAAAAAAGCUUUAAAAAGUGUUGCUUGUAAAUUCUUGGAUUGUAUAACGGAUCGAUACAUACUUUUCUUCUUGUUGUGCAUGGUUGCCUUCAUUUCUGUCCAGUGUUUUUCAAUUGUAAAUUGUUUGCUUUGAUUUGAAUGGCUGAAGAAAAAGUGUUAAUAUUAUUUUAUGUUGUUAAAAGUGUAUCCUAUACUUGAUAUGUUUCCAUAUACUAAUAUGAAAUUGUGUUGUACUUGAUAUCA
Molecule: messenger RNA, 1413 nt
Organism: Cajanus cajan (pigeon pea)
Lineage: Eukaryota; Viridiplantae; Streptophyta; Magnoliopsida; Fabales; Fabaceae
Product: homeobox protein HD1
Biological process (GO): regulation of DNA-templated transcription
Cellular component (GO): nucleus
Molecular function (GO): DNA binding
Source: RefSeq, a predicted model, not a curated record